Molecule: messenger RNA, 2254 nt
Organism: Sinocyclocheilus rhinocerous
Lineage: Eukaryota; Metazoa; Chordata; Actinopteri; Cypriniformes; Cyprinidae
Product: protein-arginine deiminase type-2-like
Exons: 13
Coding region: 32-1666 (544 amino acids)
Cellular component (GO): cytoplasm; nucleus
Molecular function (GO): protein-arginine deiminase activity; calcium ion binding
Source: RefSeq, a predicted model, not a curated record
UUGAGACCUGUAGACGUGGAAGUCUGUAACAAUGGAAAUGUCGCAGCAGCAAACACAGUCAGUCAGCUUACCUCGGAGUCUGCGAAAGAGAAAGAAGGGGUCAGACAUGACUAACAUGUUUCAGCGGACCUGUCGACUGGAAAUCAGUGUACCCACACAAAUUGUGCAUGUCGUUGGUACGGAACUUAAGGUGAUUGUAGACCGGUGUGCCCCUCCGCAGUCCAAAUCCUUCUCGAUAAAAUGCGGCCCAAACGUGCAUUACAAGGUGACCCCUCCGGCCGGGGACAGGAACGCUGCUCCGUACCCCCUCACCCCAAACUCUGUCCUCAUCGUCACCAUGGAUGCAGUCAGCGAGACUGCAAACGACAGCAAGCUGUCUGUGAGGUACUAUGGAGAGAAAACGGAGUCGCUCGGGGACGCCGUGCUGCAUCUAACAGCUGUCGAGAUAUCUCUGGACGCAGAUGCUGACCGAGAUGGCGUUGUUGAGAAAAACAAUCCAAACAAGGGAUCGUGGAAGUGGGGUCCUAAAGGCCACGGUGCAGUUCUGCUGGUCAACUGUGACUCAGAGACCACUUACAAGAAGACACUGGACAGUGAGGUUGAUGAGAUCAGUAAAGUGUCAGAUUUACAGGACAUGUCCAAGAUGAUCCUGCGCACCAACGGUCCCGCUGAACUUCCUGAAGGCUAUAAACUGACCAUGCACAUCUCCCAGACCACUUCAGAGAACGUGAGAGUCUUUAGACCUCGGACAAAUGCAAAAAAAGACGACGUGUGGAAGCACAAACUCUUGAAGUUGUUCCUGAAAGACUAUAUCAUGGUGGUGGGAACGGACACGCUGACACAGGAAGUGCCCUAUCUGGGAGGCAAAACUGAACUGGCGGUCUUUGUAGAGGGUCUUCGCUCGCCUGAUAAAGACUUUGAUGGGCUCGUCACCAUCAACCUCAGUCUACUAGAGCCCUGUGGCAAGGUUAGCGAACCUGCAACUCGUGGCCGAAACAUGACCAAAGUCGUCCAGGACUUCCUGUGGGCACAGAAAGUUCAAGAGCCAAUAGCGCUGUACUCUGAUUGGCUGGUUGUGGGUCAUGUGGAUGAGUUCAUGACCUUUGUUCCAGCCCCUGACCGAAAGAAAUUCCGGUUGCUGCUGGCUAGCCCUGACGCCGGAUACAAAGUUUUCAAAAGCUUACAAAACAAUGGACAUGGAAAAGCAGAAAUGUUUCCGGGUUUGCCAGAGGCCAUCUCAGUAAAUGAGAUCCUGAGCGACAAAAAGCUACAGGCAGAAAACCGAUACGUGCAGAACUGUAUUGACUGGAACAGGGACGUGCUGAAGAAAGAGCUGGGAUUGGAUGAUGAGGACAUCAUUGAUUUGCCCAUCCUGUUUAAAGUGUUAGAAGAGAAAACGGGCCCCAGGGCUGUGGCUUACUAUCCCGACAUGGUGAACAUGAUCGUGUUGGGGGAUAAGCUGGGCGUCCCAAAACCAUUUGGGCCGAAGGUGAAUGGCAGGUGUGCUCUGGAGACAGAGGUGUGUUCUCUUCUGGAGCCUCUGGGCCUCAAAUGUACCUUCAUUGAUGACUUGGCCCCGUACCACAAACUGCUGGGUGAAGUUCACUGCGGUUCCAACGUUCUUCGAGAGCCGUCUCCUUUCAAAUGGUGGAACCUAGAGCUGUGAGAGAGAGACUAGAACUGUCAAGUGCCUAUUAAGUCUCGCAACUAGUUCAUUCUAGCAAUAAACAAUGCAUAGAGCAAAAUACUAAUGGGAUAAUUCAUAAAAAAAAUGAAUGAGUCAUUUACUCACCCUCAUGUUGUUUAAGCAGCUCUUUUCCAUAUAAUGACAAGGUGCUGUCAAACUGUCAAAGAAUAAGAAAGUAGCCCAAAAAUCAUUCCCAUCAAUUUGCGCUGUGUUCUGAAGUAAUAUAACAGCUUUCCAUGAGGAACAGACAGAAAUUUAAGUGCCUAUUUUGAGAGGUGUUGAUUUUCAGUAAAUGCAGCUUGAAAAAGAGCAAACCGUAUACUUAUGAAACAACAUGAGUGUGAGCAAAUACUUCUUAGUAGUUUGUCAAAUUCUUAUGACAACCUUGUCUUGUUUUUAACAGUAUAGUUACUCCUCAGGCUGCGGUGGUGCUGUUUCAGGAUUUCUAAGAAAAUUAAGGGCUAACAAUUAUAAAGUGGUUCAAAAUAAUGUUAAACGCUUACAGCUUAAGAGUAGUUGGGCCUGUUUCAUAAAACAAGUUUACCAAACAAGUUAGGUUUAUUUCAG